This is a messenger RNA of Aedes aegypti (yellow fever mosquito), 1545 nucleotides long. RefSeq names its product proton-coupled amino acid transporter-like protein CG1139. Gene Ontology annotation, cellular component: vacuolar membrane. NCBI's taxonomy places the organism in Eukaryota, Metazoa, Arthropoda, Insecta, Diptera, Culicidae. Gene Ontology annotation, biological process: amino acid transmembrane transport. The record is from RefSeq and is a predicted model, not a curated record. The transcript has 7 exons. Bases 217 to 1530 code for a protein of 437 amino acids. Gene Ontology annotation, molecular function: amino acid transmembrane transporter activity.
CGCAGAAACCCCAUUAGGUAUACAAAGCAACGUGCUUUUCAUAGCAAAAGUUUCGAUACCUACUGACCAGCGGUAUGACUACCCAAUGAGGCGUUUUGUCGAGCCGAGCUACCUCUCCGUCCCAGUCAUAACCGAUCGUCUGUUCGCGAAAUUACACUACAUCAGUGAACGUUGCCGGAAAAAGUGCUUCUGAGAUUAGCCUACAGCGUUCGAACUAUGUCAUCAUCGGUGGAAAACCUAGAAAAAAAUAACGAUGAUGACGAUUACAAUCCAUUCGAGCAUAGGAAAAUCAAGAAACCGAAUACGACAAUUGGAAGUUUCAUACAUAUGAUCAAAGGCUCUUUAGGUACGGGAAUUAUGGCUAUGCCGUUGGCAUUCAAGAAUGAAGGUUUGAUAUUCGGCUCAAUAGGGACCGUUGUAAUCUGCGUACUCUAUGCUCAUUUUGUGCAUCUACUGGUUCACACAUCACAGAAAGCAUCCAAGCGAAGCCAAGUGCCGAUGUUGGGAUUCAGUGCAACUGCCAAAGACGUGUUCAGCAAUGGACCCCCAAGUUUACGACCCUAUACGAGUUAUGCAUCGGGCUUCAUCGACUCAAUGAUGGUGAUUGAUGGUUUCCUCACGGCUUGUUUGUACAUAGUUUUCAUAGCAAAAUCGUUGCAAGACGUACUGUACAACCAGCUGCAGCUCGAUUGGGACACAAGGGUUUACAUUCUGUUGCUUCUGGUUCCCUUACUGGUCAUUAUUCAAGUUCGAAAAUUGAAACAUUUGGUGCCAUUUACGGCAAUCGCCAGCGGAUUGAUCAUUUCGGCCGUAGGAAUCUCGCUAUUUUUCAUCUUUACUGCUAAAAUCGAUUUGUCCAGUAAAUCUAUGUGGCCAGAAUGGAUGAAUCUGCCAUCGUUUGUGAGCACUGUUCUAUUUGCAAUUUCGGGAAUCAACACGGUUUUGCCGGUGGAGAACAACAUGAAACAUCCGGAGCAAUUUCUUCGUCCCUUCGGCGUAAUGCAGACUGCGUUUGGAUGUCUGACUGUGCUUUACGGAAUCACCGGAUUCUUCGGAUACGCCCAAUUCGGAGACGCAACCAAGGCUUCCAUCACUCUUAAUCUACCGAGUGACAAUGGUUGGGCACAAACAACGCGACUGAUCUCCGCCAUGGGCGUCUUAGUUGCUUUGGGGUUCUCUCUUUACGUCCCGUUGGAAAUUCUGUGGCCCCGUAUCGAAAGCAGACUUUCACCGAAACGACAGAACUGUGCCCAAAUCGGAAUGCGAUCCGUGUUUGCCUUGGCUAUGGUGUUGACAGCGUUCGUUGUACCGGAAAUCGAACCAUUCAUAGGGCUGUUGGGAUCGUUCAGUACGGCGGCACUUUCCAUACUGUUUCCCGUUUCCUUGGACAUGAUCUUCCGAUGGCCGAAAGAGUUCGGGCGUUGUCGGUGGCAUCUUGUGAAGGACGUUGUUCUGUGGGUGUUUGGGCUGUUUGUGCUCAUUGUCGGGACGUAUUUCAGCAUUUUGGAUAUUGUUGACAUAUAUAAAUAAAUAAAUGUAAUACGU